CAUCAACUACUGUGGAUGGAACAUAAUCCAGACCCAUGGUGCCCAGGAGCUGCGUUGCUGUCCUUGUUUUCGGACUCCUGUGCUCACACUCAAAAGGAGUCCCAGAUACUGGACAAUGGAUAUGCCAGCCAGCACCCAAGUGUGGGGAUGAGAUCUACAACCCCUUGGAGCAGUGCUGUGAUGACGGGACCGUCCUGCCCUUGAAUGGGACCCGCCUGUGCGGCCCCAACUGUACUUUCUGGCCCUGCUUCCAGCACUGCUGCCUGGAAACCUUGGGCUCUCGGAGACAGGCUGUUGUGAGGUUUAAGGUCCCAGGCACGAAGUCCAACUGCACCUCUGCCCCCCUCACCAGGAUCUGUGCUCAGAAAUAUCUGCCCAGCAAGUCAUCUGCCAGAGCUGGAUUUAUCUGGGCCAUCCUGAGGAACACAGACACAGGACACUCAAGACUGUGAUAUUUAUGAAGAUUUAUCAACAUGAUCACUUGCAUAAUAUCCCCUAGGUCUAGCCAGGAGAUGCAAUGGAAAAAGCCAGCAACUCAGAAACACCAAUGAGAGAAGACCAACAGAGCCCACACCCCACCCAAGUCUGCUCUCUAACUAAAGAACCAGGAAAGGGGCAGCCUAGAAAUACAUGCACUCUUAGACAAUAACUUCUCUACUCCAGGCAAAUAUCACCCAGAACUCUGGCCCCACUCCGCUCCGCCAGCAAAAACCAGGUGAAGAACCCAGACUUCCACCCUCACCUGCCUAUAAGGAAAAGCCAUGGCUCUCCCUUGGGGAUGCUGUUGGCGAGGACCAAGGGGAAGGACCCACCUCCACCACUGUGGUGUCCAGUUUUUCUAAUGUAAACAGAAAAUAGUUUUAUUAAAUUACAUCUUGAUGGGUUAUAAGACUUUUCUAGCUUGUUCAUCUGUGAAGUUAUCAUAUCAUUAAAAUGUA
Phyllostomus hastatus (greater spear-nosed bat) is the source of this 938-nucleotide messenger RNA. It is a transcript of the gene IGFL4, whose product is annotated as IGF like family member 4. The record is from RefSeq and is a predicted model, not a curated record. The coding region runs from base 36 to 452 and encodes 138 amino acids. NCBI's taxonomy places the organism in Eukaryota, Metazoa, Chordata, Mammalia, Chiroptera, Phyllostomidae. Gene Ontology annotation, molecular function: signaling receptor binding. The transcript is spliced from 5 exons.